Messenger RNA from Globicephala melas (long-finned pilot whale), 2111 nucleotides. RefSeq names its product serpin family B member 3 (gene SERPINB3). Gene Ontology annotation, biological process: negative regulation of endopeptidase activity. The record is from RefSeq and is a predicted model, not a curated record. NCBI's taxonomy places the organism in Eukaryota, Metazoa, Chordata, Mammalia, Artiodactyla, Delphinidae. Gene Ontology annotation, molecular function: serine-type endopeptidase inhibitor activity.
GACUAUUUAUUUUGAAGAAUACUUGCUAGAUUUUCUACUAGUAAUUAGCCACUUAGGAUCACAGAAAAGUUCACCACAUUUGGAGCACCAGACUUUAAAAAAAAUAUGCCCUAAAAUAUACGUUAAGAAAAUCUGUCUCAUUGUCUCGUACCAAGUUCACACGGAAAGGAUAAAGCCUGUUUAAUUUCUUCUGAAAUGGAGUUUUCCAAUUUCCUUUGAAGUAGACAGCAUUCACCAGGACCAUCUUGGUCUCUGCAUCUAUAGAACCUUCAGAUUUUACUGUGCCUAUGGACUGGAUUGAACCAUGAAGUAACAAAGAUCCUAGAAGAAAGGCUCCUUUUACAGUCUCCUGAACUACAAAGUCUCUGCCAGGCCAGGGGAUCUUCAGACUGAGAACUUUCCAAGUCCACCAUGUUGCAGCUCUGGUCUCGGUGCUUAUUCCUGCCAGUUUAGGAGGUCUUCCAUGAGACCUGAGAUUCCACAUUUCCAACAAACUCCUUGGUGAUGGAUCCCCCAUAGACCAGAUGCUGCUGUUCUGAGGACCACACCAGGCUUCGUGCUCAUGAAGCUGAUGAGUAGCCUGGUGAAGAAAUCAGAAGCUGCUUUACUUGAAAUACCAGCUGCUGUGAAGGAUGGGAGGCAGCAAGAGAGAGGUAUAUAGUCCAGACCUGACGAUUCGCGGCACAUCAGCUCACAGUCUGUCUGCCCACCUCUGCUUCCUUCAGGCUCACAGGAGUUCCAGACUACAUCAAGCCACCAUGAGUUCACUCGGGGAAGGAAUCAUCCACUUUGCAGUCGACCUGUUCCAACAGAUCAGACAAUUAGAGAAGGAAAAUAUCUUCUAUUCCCCUUUGAGUAUCAUGUCUGCCUUAGCCAUGACUUCCUUGGGGGCCCGAGGAGACACCGCAUCAGAAAUCCAGAAGGUCCUGCACGCGAAUGCAAUCGCAGAGAACACAGAAGGAGGAGGAGCUGCAAAAGAUCCCGUUGAAAGGCCAGGAAAUAUUCAUCAUCAAUUUCAAAAGCUUCUGACGGAGUUUAAGAAACCCACUGAUGCCUAUGAGCUGAACGUAGCCAACAGGCUCUAUGGAGAAAAGACUGUUCUGUUUCUUCAGGCAUACAUGGAUAAUGUUGAGAAAUUUUACCUAGCCAGUGUGGAAUCUGCUGAUUUUGUCAAUGCUGCAGAAGAAAGUCGGAAGAUGAUUAAUUCCUGGGUGGAAAGCCAAACUAAUAAAAAAAUCAAGGAUCUCUUUCCCGGAGGCUCUGUUAAUAGAUGGACCGUUCUGGUUCUGGUGAACGCAGUCUAUUUCAAAGGGCAGUGGCACAAGGAAUUUAAGAAAGAAAAUACUGGGGAGGAAAAAUUUUGGCUGAGCAAGGAUACAAGCAAACCUGUGCAGAUGAUGAAACAAACCGACCUUUUCAAUUUCACGUCACUGGAGGACAUGCAAGUCAAGAUCCUGGAAAUACCGUACAAAGGCCAAGAGCUAAGCAUGUUUCUGCUGCUGCCCAAUGACGUGGAUGGUCUGCAGCAGCUUGAAGAUCAGCUCACUGCUGAGAAGUUAAUAGAGUGGACGAGCCCACAGAAUAUGAAAGAGCGUGCAAUGGAGUUAUACCUACCUCGGUUCAAAGUGGAGGAGACCUAUGACCUCAAGCCCAUGCUGAGAGCCCUGGGGAUGGUGGACGCCUUCACUGAGGGGAAAGCCGACUUCUCAGGCAUGAGCAGUGAACAAGAGCUGGUGGUGUCGGAAGUCUUCCACAAGUCCUUCGUGGAGGUGAAUGAGGAGGGUACAGAGGCUGCAGGUGGGACUGGAAUAGUAGUGGUUCGAAAACUAGCAAUAGAGGCAGACAGUUUCCACUGUGACCACCCUUUCCUGUUCCUCAUCAAGCACAACAAGACCAACAGCCUCCUCUUCUAUGGCAGAGUCUCUUCCCCUGAGAUGUGAUUAGCCAGCGGCUACACUCGGGGCACAUUCACAGAGCUGUUCCUGAGCCUUGAUUGCUGGAAGUAACAGGUUGUCUUUGAUUCAUUUUCCUUUCCAAACUCAUAAUCAUCACUAAGCAUGUACACUAAACCUACUGUAUCUCCCCAUGGUAACUCCCAUGUGGACAAAAUG